AUGGAGAAUGUAAUUGAUCAUGCUAUUCAAGAAGAGCAAGGAAAUGAAGCCACUAGAAAUGAAGAGGUUGAAGAACAAAGAGAACAAGUUGAAGACGUAGAAGCAGAGCAGUUGGAAGAAGAAGGACAAGAGGAAAAGGAAGAGGAAGAAGGGGAUGCAGAUAAGGGAGAGGAGGGAAAGGAGGGAGAUGAGGAAGAGGAAGAAGAUGAAGAAGAGGAGGAAGAGGAAGAAUCAGACGAAGAGAUACAAGAUUUACAAAUUGUUCCCGUUGAAGAGAAAAGAAAGCCGAAUCCGCCGGGUCCUAGAUAUUCACACAUUCCCCCUGAUGAUUUGUGUUUGUCACAAGUGAGACCAACUUAUGAUACUCCAAUUGAUGGAGGGGAAACAUUGUUUGGCUAUAAACACUCAUGGGCUGCGAAGAUCUAUGCGACAAAGGAUCAUAAUGAUGCAAUUCGUCCUAUUCGUCAUCAAAAGGCUUCAAAAUGGGAUCUUUCGAAUGAGUGUCAAGAGUUUCAGAACAAGGUUAAAUCAUGCGUGUUAUGGAGAGCCCUUGAGUUGGCACAUAAGGACUUUGACACUGUUGUCGUUUCUGCAUUUCUAGAGAGGUAUUAUCCGGAGAAAUAUACCAUGCAUCUUCCAUUUGGAGAGAUGGAAAUUACUCCCGAUGAUUGCAUGAGAAUCACCGGCCUACCAGUGGAAGGUAAAUGUCUUCGAGAAUGCUACAACCAAUCGAUAAGUUAUGAAGUUCUUGAGGCAUUGACUCUAAAGUGUCUAGGAUGGGAUCCAAGAAAGGCCCAAUGUGAGUUUAUACGUUCCGUGAAGGAACCUAAACGUGGAUAUGAGUAUAAUCCAAAGGAAGAAAAUGGAGCUUCGAAGAAGAUUGUGAAGAAAUUCAAGCUAGUGAGGUUGAAGGAAGCAUUUGCAGAUACAUCUAAGAAGGUAAAGAGUGGACGAGUGGAUGCUCAUUAUCUACAGCUUUUGGAGGACCUCAAUGUGAUAAACAACUACUCUUGGGCCACUGGGGUGCUUUCAUUUGUUUUAGGAGAGAUGAGCAAAGGGUCGAGAAUUAAGACAACUCAAAUUGGAGGUUACUUAACUCUUAUUCAGGUUUGGAUCUACGACCACUUCCCUUCACUUAAAUUGGCUAUGGAAAAGAAACCUUAUCCCUAUGACCAACCUACAACAGGAAAAUGA
Molecule: messenger RNA, 1194 nt
Organism: Papaver somniferum (opium poppy)
Lineage: Eukaryota; Viridiplantae; Streptophyta; Magnoliopsida; Ranunculales; Papaveraceae
Exons: 4
Coding region: 1-1194 (397 amino acids)
Source: RefSeq, a predicted model, not a curated record